Saxophila tyrrhenica is the source of this 1038-nucleotide messenger RNA. It is a transcript of the gene ADO1, whose product is annotated as adenosine kinase. Gene Ontology annotation, biological process: purine ribonucleoside salvage; purine nucleobase metabolic process. The record is from RefSeq and is a predicted model, not a curated record. Lineage: Eukaryota; Fungi; Ascomycota; Dothideomycetes; Mycosphaerellales; Extremaceae. Gene Ontology annotation, cellular component: cytosol; nucleus. The transcript has 4 exons. Gene Ontology annotation, molecular function: adenosine kinase activity. Bases 1 to 1038 code for a protein of 345 amino acids.
AUGGCAUCGCAACAAUUUGAGCUCCUGUGCUUGGAGAACCCAUUGCUCGACAUCCAAGCCCAAGGUGACGAUGCACUCCUCCAGCAAUACGGCCUCAAGGCCAACGACGCCAUCCUCGCCGAGGAGAAGCACAUGUCGCUCUACCCCGAACUGAUGAACAACCGCGAAGCCAAACUGCUCGCUGGAGGCGCUGCCCAGAACACCGCGCGAGGCGCCCAGUACAUGCUACCCGCAGACUCCGUGGUCUUCUUCGGCUGCGUGGGCAAGGACAAGAAUGCAGAGACACUGAUGGCGGCGAACAAGGAGGCCGGUCUGCAGGUCCGGUACCGGUAUGACGAGGAGCAGCCGACGGGGAAGUGUGGUGUGGUCAUCACUGGACACAACCGCAGCAUGUGCACGGAUCUUGCGGCGGCGAACUGCUACAAGAUUGAGCAUUUGAAGGAGAACUGGGAUACGGUGAAGAACAGCAAAGCGUACUUUGUUGGCGGAUUCCACUUAACGGUGUGCGUGCCGGCUGUGAUGGCGUUGGCUGAAGAGGCGGCGAAGGAGAACAAGAUCUUCGCCCUCUCCCUGUCCGCACCCUUCAUCCCACAGUUCUUCAAGGACCCGCUCGACCAAACCUCACAAUACUGGGACUACGUCGUCGGCAACGAAAGCGAAGCAGCCGCCUACGCCGAAUCGCACGACCUCGACCCCAAGGACAUCCCAGCCAUCGCAAAGCACCUCGCCAACCUGCCCAAGGCCAACAGCAAGCGCAAGCGAACGGCCAUCGUGACUCAAGGCACCGAUCCAACUAUCAUCGCCAUCCAAGGCGAGGACAACGUCCGCAGCUUCCCUGUCCACCCGAUCGGUUCGAAGGAGAUCACCGACACCACUGGCGCUGGUGAUGCCUUCGCUGGCGGUUUCAUGGCCGGUGUGGUGAAGGGCGAGUCGCUGGAGCGAUGCGUCGACAUGGGAUCUUGGUUGGCGGCGCUUAGCUUGCGGGAGCUUGGUCCUUCGUACCCAUUCCCGAAGAAGACCUAUACCGCGUCGUCGUAA